AAUAAGCCCAGUGGAAAAAUAUUUGCAAUGGUGCAAUCCGCCUGAUUAGACAGAUGAUACAAAGAGCUGCAUUUAACAAUUCCCAAAUACGAGCGGGCGCCGCUUGACCUUUGCUCUUGUUGACGUUGUAUUAAGGAUUUGGGGUGGAACAAAUGCGGUCAGGAAUCUUAAAGGGAAAUAAAAGCGAUGCGAAAGAGAAACAGUGGAGUGGGUGCUGGUGGAGGUAGAGUGGCGAGGAGAAGGAACGCUUGAAAUCGCCUGGUGCCCGGCUCGGCUCGGCUGCAGGCCGCUGCUGCAGGUUAAUUUCGGUGCGCGGGCGGCGCGUUUGGAACCCUGACCUGGGAAUUUGUAUCAAUUUGAACAGUUGCAACGUUCCGUUUCGGGUGUAACAUUUUGAACUGGCAACAUCGCGCUGCAACUCCUGCGCUGCCCGGGAUACAGUGAAAAAAAACACACCCCAGGGCUUUAAUUGUCACAGGAACCAAGACUGUGUAAAUUAUUCUUUGGGCGUCUUUUCAUGGCUCUGUAGUUCCUCCUUCUCGAGAUGGCUGGGCCACCCUCUCCUGUUGUUCCAACCAACAUUGAGCAGCAAGGUACAGGCAGCAUUCUGGCUGACGACACUUGUACAGAGGUGACAGGACUGUUGCCGCUGACGACUGAUGGCCAGGUCCCAUCCUCGGCACCAAUGCUUUCCCCACCGAUAUCCAUGGCACACACCUCCUCAUUUGUCCUCUGCCAGGAGCCUGCAGAGCAGGGGGCAGGUCACGCUGCCAGCUCAGUGUCCCCAGAAGAUCCCGAGGUCAGCCGCAGCAAGGAGCAGGGUCGCAGCAUGGGCAACCUUCAUUCUGACCAACACCACACUCCCGACACCACUCCAUCGCACCAGGGUGCCCCAGGAACAAUGGAUCGGGGAGAGGGGCAGCCUGAUCGCCCGAUACUGACAGGUCGUGGAGAGACGGCGAAGGUGGACCCUGUGCUGAGCCCUUACGAACCGGUGCAGCCUCAUUGGUUCCACUGCAAGAUGGAAGACUCCAAGGCUCUGUGGACUCCCUUCAGUAAACUGGACUCUCUCGUGCUGGAGGAGAAGUAUCGUUCUGUGUCGAGCUCGGAGGAGGUGGUUGUGGCGACGGAUGGCGGGCGUUACGACGUGUUCCUCAUCCAGCGCUCACGGCAUGCGGUGUACUGGCAGGAGACGCCCAGCGAAGUGCGGCGAUGCACCUGGUUCUACAAGGGCGAGAAGGACAGCAGGUUUAACCCCUACACCGAGGAGUUCAGCGAGCAGAUCGAGAAAUCGUACAAAGAGGCUGUGAUAACCAAUGAAUGGAACAGGAAGGUAGAAUUCAGCACAGGAGAAAUCAUUAUCCUCCACAAUCCAAAGCUGAUGAUGCAUUUCCAACCGUCGGGGUCGCUGGACGAGUGGGGCUCUCCCUCCACCGAGCAGAGUAAACCGUGGGCCAUGAAAAGGGGCACGGACCAGACCUACGGGGACAUCUUCGCCGGUGAACCUGUGAAGGUGGAUCACUUGGUCUUCAUGGUGCAUGGAAUUGGGCCGGCUUGUGACAUCCGAUUCCGUAGCAUCAUUCAGUGCGUGAAUGAUUUUCGGAACUCUUCUCUCAACCUGCUGCAAACGCACUUCAAGAAGGCACAAGACGAACAGAAGGUUGGUCGCGUGGAGUUUCUGCCCGUCAAUUGGUACUGCACUUUGCAUGGAGACGCAACAGGGGUGGAUGAAGAGAUUCGGAGGAUCACGCUACCGAGCAUCAGCCGUCUGCGACACUUCACCAACGAGACCCUCCUCGACCUUUUCUUCUACAACAGCCCCACCUACUGUCAGACUAUAGUGGACACAGUUGCCAGUGAGAUGAACCAUCUCUUGACCAUCUUCCAGCAACGCAAUCCGGACUUCAGUGGAGGCGUUUCGGUGACUGGACACAGUCUUGGUUCCCUGAUCCUCUUCGACAUACUGACAAACCAGGUAGAUGUGGGCUCCAGAGAACCAACACCGAGGCAACCACUUCCGAGAAGGAAUUGUCAUUCCUGUGCCAAGAACGUGAAGAGCUUGGAAGAAGCUCUGAAAAUGCACGGGCUAUCUGAAUUCCAGAGUGUCUUGGAAAAGGAAAAAUUGGAUUUUGAUUCAUUGGCGAUGUGUUCGGAUGCUGAACUGAAGGACUUGGGGAUUCCUCUGGGACCGAGGAAGAAAAUCCUUAGUUUGGCGAAGAAAUUGGCUCACAGCCAGGAGCAUCAGGAAGAGGAGCAGAUCGGUGAGCCAGCGGUGAGAGCCAUCCCUGAGAAAGCCAGCCUGCCCUCGGAGGAGGGGGGCGCUGGUGAGCAGUCACAGAGACCCCUGUCCACCAGCAGUCUCACUUCGGUCAACUACGAGCAGUUUGACGUUGGCAUCGGUCAGGUUUUGGUAAAUUAUCCACGUCUGAACUUCGAGCCUGAGGUCUUCUUUGCAUUCGGCUCGCCCAUCGGAAUGUUUCUGACUGUCCGAGGACUGAAGAGGAUCGAUCCCAACUACAGGUUCCCGACGUGCAGGAGAUUCUUCAACAUCUACCACCCUUUUGACCCUGUCGCCUACAGGCUUGAACCCAUGAUCGUCCCUGAGGUGGAGCUGGAGCCCAUGCUGAUUCCCCAUCACAAGGGCAGGAAGAGGAUGCACCUGGAACUGAAGGACAGCCUGACGCGGAUGGGCUCCGACCUGAAGAAUGGCCUGUUCUGCUCACUGCGGAACGCCUGGCAGUCCUUUACCCGGAUCCAGUCCCCCAUGCCCCCCCAGCUGCUGCCUGACGCGACUGCGGUGCCCAAUGAGCCAGUGGCCAACGAGAGCGAAGCUGGAUCGGACAUGGACGGGAGUGGCUCCCUGCAGCAGGAGGAGGAGAUCAAGAUCGGGAUGUUAAAUGGCGGGCAGCGCAUUGAUUACGUGCUGCAGGAGAAGCCCAUUGAGAGCUUCAACGAGUACCUCUUCGCUCUCCAGAGCCACCUCUGUUACUGGGAAUCUGAGGACACAGCUCUACUAAUUCUGAAGGAGAUUUAUCAAACACUUGGUGUCAGCCUUGAACAAGCACAGCACUAACAGAGACCUGCACCAGUGGGGAUGGAGAUCUCCGAACACGCCCCAACGCUGGCAGAGUUGGAAUCGCCAGUGCACCCAACAUGACCCCAUUCCUUGUUUUUCUUUCCUCUUCCUUCCUUCCAAGCGAAGCUGCUAAUCCUGAAGGUGUUGAGGACUUCCAUUAACUUCUCUGUAACAAAUGAGGUUGGUUGCCAAAUGCAUUGGAACGCCUGUCUGUCUGAAGUUUGGAUUUUGAGCAAUGCAGGGUGUCUGCAACCAGCAGAUGCAGGGGAGGGAACCUCUCCAAAAAUUGCAUUGAAGGCACUGUUGUCUGUAACCUGCCCACAAACAUUAUCAGUGCUGGCAUCCAAUUAACAGGAUUAACUUUAGUCAGUGAUGUGGUCUUCAGCAUCGGAAAGAGUGUGGUCUGUGAUGGAGUUUGAUGUUGGAGCUGUUACUACAGACCAGGUAACGCAGACUUGUUUAUCCAUUUGUUUCCUGGUUUGGAUUGUAAAUGCACUUUUAAUCUGAGUGUGGAUUUAAGACUUGAAAUAUUCUGAUUUACUUGCAUCAUCACUUUGCAACCAAGUGUCCCAUGGGGCUCAUGACUAAACCACUUUGUAACAUUGUUUUUGAGUUCCCAUGCUCACUUUUUGUCCUUGUCACCCUGUGGUGUGGCUAUUUAGUUCUGGAGCAAUUGUAAAUGGAUCAGAUGCACGUUCAUUAAUGCACCAGCAAUAAAGUAACAUGUCUGUAAUGUAGAAGCAGAGGGUGUUCAGUGAAUGUUGGAGAGGUUGGAACUGAGAUUGUGACACACAGUGUUUGCCGUUGUUGGAAACUCCAGCACAGCGGCUUUAGAACCAACCAAUGGCCAUUAACUUGGAAAAGAAUUCCUCCCCUUCCUCCCCACCGCCACAUCUUUGCUCUCUCUUCCAGUUUCACUUGCGAUGCCAAACUGAGUUCUUGUCCAGGAACUUCUUCCCACUGUCCCAUCUACAAGGAGUAAUGUAACCAAAAUGAAUUGAUUGGCCUGCAUGGCAGCUUGCUGUCUACACAUUGACUGCCUUUCCAAAGUGUUUCAGAUCAGCCGCACAGAGUGUGUGUGGGGGGAUAAAAACCUAUUUGUAUAAAACUUGGUGUCUCAUUACAGCUUCCCCCUGAAUCUUUUGCCUGGGCUUCCCAUUUCUCUCAGUGCGAUAGAGAUCCUUGGGUUACCACCCCGAAGUCCCGCUUCUCCAAGGUUGGGUGCUGUGGCAGGGAACCAGUUAUCAGACCAGUAGCUCCAGGUGUGCUUUGCGACCAAGUACUUGGCUACGUGGAUUGGUGGCGGUGCAUUGGUAGCCGUGGCACAGAGCUCCACUCCUUUCAUAAGAAGUCUGCUCCAGAGAUAGCUCCUGUGGAGACCUCCUCCUCUCAGCUCCCGAGAGGCUGGUUCUGUCCUGACCUCUGGUGCGGUCUCCAACAACGGUAAAGCUGCACUGCUGUGGUGGGUGUCUUCUCAGUCUUGUACAAAAGGACGGUCACUGCAUCCUAAAAUAUAAACACCAAGACCCAUCUCUGCACCAAAUCUCUGAACCCAGGGCUGUAGUCUCACCUCUGGCCUUUCAUCUGACUGGGGGCAUCUUUCACAGCACUCAUCCAUUUGAGAAGAUGGUUAUAUCCCAUUCACGAGCAGUUGGAUCGGCCAGAGGUGGUCCCUGAACCAUUGUGGCAGGCACACCAGCUCCUACAGAAACCACCUUCCACAGGAACACCUUCCAGGAUCCGUGAGUUCAGUUGAGCAAG
Messenger RNA from Pristis pectinata (smalltooth sawfish), 4837 nucleotides. Its product is annotated as phospholipase DDHD2-like. Gene Ontology annotation, cellular component: COPII-coated ER to Golgi transport vesicle. Bases 545 to 3073 code for a protein of 842 amino acids. The record is from RefSeq and is a predicted model, not a curated record. The transcript is spliced from 17 exons. Lineage: Eukaryota; Metazoa; Chordata; Chondrichthyes; Rhinopristiformes; Pristidae. Gene Ontology annotation, molecular function: triacylglycerol lipase activity; metal ion binding; protein binding.